Pelmatolapia mariae (spotted tilapia) is the source of this 1587-nucleotide messenger RNA. RefSeq lists its product as uncharacterized. Lineage: Eukaryota; Metazoa; Chordata; Actinopteri; Cichliformes; Cichlidae. The transcript is spliced from 3 exons. Bases 101 to 1567 code for a protein of 488 amino acids. The record is from RefSeq and is a predicted model, not a curated record.
GUAGACAGACUUUCGGCGUGAAGAAGCUUCAGCGGACAAUCAAAUACUUGGAAAUAAUUUGAAAAACGUGCAGUUUGCAAUUGUGCUAAACCGUAAAGACAUGACAGAAUUUAAUUCAAUGAACAGAGGGAAAUCUGUGGAAAUCUUUUCGUUGCUUCAACCGGAUAAGAUGUUGGAGGAAAUGGGAGAAAUGGAUUGCAGGCCUUUGAAAUUGCCUUUUCUGACGCUGGAAAAUCUUAGAAAAAUCAUCACCCCCUAUGUGAAAGAUGUUUCACAGGAUCAGUGGGCGUCUUUAGCCGAUGGUGACCCUGGAUCAAAAGUUGUCAUUCUGUUGUCCGGCAUGUGCCAUGCGAUUAUAGAAAAAAUUAGCGCCUUGAUCCUGGAGAUUGUAGAACCUCAGGUUCUUGCCAAGGGGCACAAUCAUGCAUGUGGAGAUAAGGUAAGUUUGCAGGAUGGGUGCAGCUGCUGCAGAGUAACAGAAAAUAAUAUUCAAGCCAGCUUCAGAAACACCCUUCAUUACUGUUUUGGUGAAGCCCUAUCCAUGAUACAAGGUAAGUCCUACAACUCGGAUAUAUUAGUAAAGCUGUUUUCAGCAGAAAUUACUAAAAAAGUCAACUCGUCGCUGGCUCGUAUCACAGGGCCAGCUCCUACCCCAAAAACUCAUGACUCAGUGACAGCUAUGAGCAUUAUACAAAUGGUGUAUAAUGUGACUGAGAUUUUUGAAUGCAUCUUGAAUAUCAGCAGAAAAAUCACAGACAGGACAUCUGACAGCAUGACAUGCUCAGACUCUAAUUGCAAGCAGACUUGCUGUCUAGAUGUGGAGGAGGAGGAAGAUGCAGAAAUCCCACAAAUAAGUGAAUGUUCCUUAGAGAAUUCAUUGUGCACGGAUAAUCUGAGUCCUCCUCCAACUCCAGAGCUCCCUAAGUAUUCAGAAAUAUUUGUCCCUUCAGCACUGAUUUUAGCCUACCAGGAGAAUUCUUCACCAAGUCUGGAGUCUCCUGAAUGUCCAGUCAACAUGACCUUUCUUACUGUGCUUCUUGCUAAGUUAGUCGACCAUAUUGCAUCAAAAACCAGAACAUCCAUACUAAACGUGGACAUGGUUGAAUUAUUGAGUGGUGUAACAAUGAGGACUGAAAAAGAACUGGAUUCCAUUCUCCCACCAAGUGUGGAAAACCUGCACAUCCCCAUCUAUAAAAAGCUGUGCAAGGAGUUUGGAUCCAAAUACUUGUUGCAGGCUGCCAUGGAAUCUGGUGACGAAUUAUUUGAGAUUGCUGUUUCAGAGCUUUUAGUGUCACAGCUCCAGAAAUCUUUAGUAAGGUCAAAGAAUUCUGGGACCAUAUGGAGAGUUGUCAAGGAUGGUAAACUUUCUCCAGUGCGUGAGAUUCCAACACCAGAGUCUCCCAGUGAAGAAAGUAGUGAACAAAAAAUACCAGCCAGUACUCUCAAAAAGAGUACUGGCUGGUUUUCUCGUCUGUUUAACGUGAUCAAUAGAGCCCUGGACAGUGACAUUCACAGACUUGACUAUACAGUGACAAACCCACCCGUCUGGACAAACCCUGUUCUGUAAUUUUUAUCUUGAAAACUGAU